CCUCCUCGUCGCGGCUGCGGAGCGCGGCGGGUCCCGCCCGGCUGCGGCUCUCUCGGCUCCGGGCCGGGGCCGGGGCUGCGGGGGGGGUUGUUCCCGGCAGGGCUCGUCCCCUCCUUAUGCCGCAGGGCCCCCCCUGGCUGCCCGAGCCCCCCCCGGGGCCGGAGGCGGCGGCCGCGGCCGGAGAAAGGGGUCGGAGCCGCCGCCAACUUCGUGCGCUGCCCGCGGGGCUCUGCAGGAAGGACCCGAAGCUCUGCUUGGUCUCACAUCCCUGCCUCCUCUCCCCAUGGUAGCGAUGCCAGCCCUGACACCCCAUAGCAGCCCCACCACUCACUGCACACAGGGGGCUGGCGUCACCCAUGGGCACCACUGACGGAGCCGCCGGAGCCAUGCUGCCUGCCUGACCACUGCCGGAUUUCGGGCCGCGCACUCUGCCCCAGCACGGCUUUGGCGAUGAGCGGGGCUUCCUUUUGCAUGGAGCGUCUCUCUUUCUGCCUCCUUCUGAGUGCCUGGAGCUGGGGUUGGGCUCCCGGGGGUGCCGCCAAGCCCAAGGGCCAGGGCUACCCACAUAUGAACUCCAUCCGCAUUGACGGGGACAUCACUCUUGGGGGGCUCUUCCCCGUGCAUGGCCGGGGUGCCGAGGGCAAAGCCUGCGGGGAGCUGAAGAAGGAGAAGGGCAUCCAUCGCCUGGAGGCCAUGCUGUUUGCUCUGGACCGCAUCAACAACGACCCGGAGCUGCUGCCCAAUGUCACUCUGGGCGCUCGCAUCCUGGACACCUGCUCCCGAGAUACCUACGCGCUGGAGCAGUCGCUGACCUUCGUGCAAGCCCUGAUUGAGAAGGACAGCACCGAGGUGCGCUGUGUCAAUGGGGGGCCCCCCAUCAUCACCAAACCCGAGCGGGUGGUCGGCGUCAUCGGCGCCUCGGGCAGCUCUGUCUCCAUCAUGGUGGCCAACAUCCUGCGGCUCUUCAAGAUCCCCCAGAUCAGCUACGCCUCCACUGCACCAGACCUGAGCGACAACAGCCGCUACGACUUCUUCUCCCGCGUCGUCCCAUCCGACACCUACCAGGCCCAAGCCAUGGUGGACAUCGUCAAAGCCCUCAAGUGGAACUACGUCUCCACGCUGGCCUCCGAGGGCAGCUAUGGGGAAAGCGGUGUGGAAGCCUUCAUCCAGAAAUCCAGGGAGGAUGGUGGUGUUUGCGUGGCCCAGUCCGUCAAGAUCCCACGGGAGCCCAAACCUGGAGAGUUCGACAAAAUCAUCCGCCGCCUCCUGGAAACCUCCCACGCACGAGCGGUCAUCAUCUUCGCUAAUGAGGAUGAUAUCAGAAGAGUGCUGGAGGCGGCCAAGAGGGCGAACCAGACAGGGCACUUCAUCUGGAUGGGCUCUGACAGCUGGGGCUCCAAGAUCUCCCCAGUGCUGCACCUGGAGGAGGUGGCUGAGGGCUCCGUCACCAUCCUGCCCAAGCGUGUGUCUGUCAAAGGUUUCGAUCGUUACUUCUCCAGCAGAACGUUGGACAACAACCGCCGAAACAUCUGGUUUGCUGAAUUUUGGGAGGAAAACUUCCACUGCAAACUGAGCCGGCACGCGCUGAAGAAGGGCAGCAGCAUCAAGAAGUGCACCAACCGGGAGCGGAUUGGCCAGGACUCCUCAUACGAGCAGGAGGGCAAGGUGCAGUUUGUCAUCGAUGCUGUCUAUGCCAUGGGACACGCUCUGCACAACAUGCACAAGAACCUGUGCCCUGGAAAGGUGGGACUGUGCCCCAGGAUGGACCCGGUGGAUGGUGUGGAGCUGCUCAAGUACAUCCGCAACGUCAACUUCUCAGGCAUUGCUGGGACUCCAGUGACCUUCAAUGAGAACGGAGACGCACCAGGACGUUACGACAUCUAUCAAUACCAGAUCAGGAACUCCACUCCUGAGUACAAAGUCAUUGGGCAAUGGACCGACCACCUCCACCUGAAGGUGGAGAACAUGCUGUGGCCAGGGGGUGGGAGCCAACUCCCCAGCUCCAUCUGCAGCCUGCCCUGCAAGCCAGGUGAGAGAAAGAAGCUGGUGAAGGGGAUCCCCUGCUGCUGGCACUGCGAGCGCUGCGACGGAUACCAGUACCAACUGGAUGAGUUCCACUGCAAGCGGUGCCACUUCAACGAGCGGCCCAACGAGAACCGCACCAGCUGCCCCCCCAUCCCCAUUAUCAAGUUGGAGUGGAGCUCCCCAUGGGCUGUGGUUCCCGUCUUCAUUGCCAUCGUGGGCAUCAUCGCCACCCUCUUCGUGGUGGUCACCUUCGUGCGCUACAACGAUACGCCCAUCGUCAAGGCCUCGGGGAGGGAGCUCAGCUAUGUCCUGCUGACGGGCAUCUUCCUCUGCUACGCCACCACCUUCCUCAUGAUCGCCGAGCCUGAUCUGAGCACCUGCUCCUUGCGACGCAUCUUCCUUGGGCUCGGCAUGAGCAUCAGCUACGCUGCGCUGCUCACCAAAACCAACCGCAUCUACCGCAUCUUCGAGCAGGGCAAGAAGUCGGUGAGUGCCCCGCGGUUCAUCAGCCCCGCUUCCCAGCUGGUCAUCACCUUCAGCCUCAUCUCGCUGCAGCUCGUGGGCGUCUGCAUCUGGUUCAUCGUGGACCCGUCCCACUCUGUCAUUGACUACGAGGACCAGCGGACUACAAACCCCCACUUUGCCCGGGGCAUCCUCAAAUGUGACAUUUCGGACCUCUCCCUCAUCUGUUUGCUUGGGUACAGCAUGCUUCUCAUGGUCACCUGCACUGUGUAUGCUAUUAAGACCCGUGGGGUCCCAGAGACCUUUAACGAAGCCAAACCCAUCGGGUUCACCAUGUACACUACUUGCAUUGUGUGGUUAGCCUUCAUCCCUAUAUUUUUUGGGACGUCGCAGUCAGCAGAGAAGAUGUACAUCCAGACCACGACGCUCACCAUCUCAGUGAGUUUAAGUGCUUCUGUGUCUCUGGGCAUGCUCUACAUGCCCAAGGUGUACAUCAUCCUCUUCCACCCGGAGCAGAACGUCCCCAAGCGCAAACGGAGCCUGAAGGCGGUGGUGACGGCGGCCACCAUGUCCAACAAGUUCUCCCAGAAGGGAGGAUUCCGUCCCAAUGGAGAGGCCAAAUCAGAGCUGUGUGAGAACCUGGAAACACAAGCACUGUCCACCAAGCAGACCUACGUCAGCUACAGCAACCAUGCAAUUUAACUGCAGCGAUCUCAACCGCCUGGCACAGAGGGAGGCUGCAGGGGGAGCCAACCCCAGCGCUUACAGCAGAGCCCAGCGGGGAGCAGGACAGGGAGGUGACAGCAGGGUCCUGCUCCGGGCCGGGCCGGGGGCUGAGCUCCCAUUGGAAGAUGAUCAACAGCAGCAAAAAAUCAAAUCAAGAAACAAUCAAACUAAAGCACCGAGCACCGUGAGGACGCUUCCAGCCCCAUGGAGGAGCAAUGGGGCAGAGGGGACGGAGCGCGGGGAAGAGGGGACGGACUGCGGCGAAUCUUUGGGUUUAUUUUCCUGUAUCUUAGCAAAAAAGAAAACCAACAAACCAACAAACCCACCAUUUUCCCUGUUCUGGAAUCGUGAGGUUGUUUGUGGUUGUGCAGAACCUUCUGUUUCCUUUCUCUUUUUGGUUUUUAACCCAAUCCUCCCCUUUUCUUUUGGUCCCAUCUUCCUCCGCCCCCCCCCGCCCCCUCCACUCUCCCGUCUCCAACCAAAUUCUCUGUGUUGCAAAAAGGAAAAAGAAAUAAAAAAAUCUAUAAAAAUUUAAAAAAUAAUAAUAUAUAUAUACAUAUAUAUUAAAAAAAAAACCACAUUAAAAAUAACUGGAGAACGAAAUAAAAAUAAAGUGAAACCCAGACUGUGUUCAAAGUGCUGAUUUCUAUAGGUGGUUUCUUAAUGUACGUGAUGACCGUAUGGAUUGAAAUCUGUCUGCUUUAUGUACCGACCAGUCAAACCAACACACACACACACACAUGGAAUUACAAAGUUCAGUGCCUGGAUGUUUAUGAACUAUUCGAUGACUGUGUAGAGCAUGAUCAUUUUUAUACGAGGAGAUUUCUAAUAAAAGACCAUGGUUUUGCACUCGG
Messenger RNA from Coturnix japonica (Japanese quail), 4067 nucleotides. It is a transcript of the gene GRM4, whose product is annotated as glutamate metabotropic receptor 4. Gene Ontology annotation, cellular component: membrane. NCBI's taxonomy places the organism in Eukaryota, Metazoa, Chordata, Aves, Galliformes, Phasianidae. Gene Ontology annotation, molecular function: G protein-coupled receptor activity. The record is from RefSeq and is a predicted model, not a curated record. Gene Ontology annotation, biological process: G protein-coupled receptor signaling pathway.